AUGGGUGCCUCAAGUUCAAGGAGUGCCAUGUCAGCCGACAACUCGACGGGCGCCUCAAUUGCUGCAUACGAACUAUCCAGUGCGCUCAGUCAAUCCUUGAGCGAAAUCGACCUGCAUGGAAACUUGAGCCAACAGUUUAAGCAGUUGCUUCAGCGGCUGGACCAGGAAGCGUCAAAGUAUACCAACUCUCAAGUCAAUGACCAAAAGUCCACAGAAUGGAACCCCUCCAAAUCUGAGAUUGACCUCGUAGGCUUUGCGUGGGACUGCGCUCAUAAUACGUAUAAGACAAAGCCUCGCAAAACAUCUCAACCACCAAUCGAAAGCGCCCAUGAGCCGCAGACGAGGUUUCAAAACACAACUCCAUCGAUCGAAGACAACUAUGACAAAGAUCUAUACACUGUUCGUGAGGAAGAGGUGCGCCAAGACUGCUUUGCUGGCACAGUAAAAGCCAUCACAGCGACUGUCAUUAAACGAACGGGCUCUGAUGACAUCAAUGAAUUGAUGCCGGUACUGGUGAUUUCGAUAAGAGGUAGUGCCAGUAAAAUGGAUCAUAUCGUCAAUGCCAAUUCAGACCCUAAGAACGCUGGAAGUUAUAUUCACGGUACGAGCGACAUCAAAGCCCACUCUGGAUUUUUAAACAGCGCCCUGGCUCUAGACUCAGCAGUGGCCACAAUGAUUGAUACUUAUCCACUCAAGUUCAAGGUACGGAGUGGGCAGAAACCUCAUGUGGUAUUCACAGGGCAUUCUGCUGGCGGGGCCGUGGCCCAGCUCUUAUAUCUUCACCACAUAUCCCAUCCGGGUCUCAGCGAAUCUGCAAGGUUCUCAUGCGUCACAUUUGGUGCCCCUCCUUGCCUGUCAUCACAUGUUGAUCUUUCAUUAUAUCAACCUAGCGAAAAGACAAUCUGCAUCAAUAUCAUAAAUGAGUUCGAUGUCGUUACCCGAGCUGAUAAGCCCUAUAUCUUAUCCUUGGUUGAUAUUGUAAGAUCCACGCUUGACUUGCCACCAAAGAAUCAAGUAUCCGAAUCAGCAACAGAUGAGGAGACAAUUUACGCUGCUCUAAAAGCUACUGAUACCAAGGAAUCAAGACUCUCCUACGAGUUUGAGGGUUUAGACAUUGACCAAUCGAAUUUUUGGCGCCUUCCACAGUCUCUAUAUCAUCACGUUGGACCGAGAGCUGUCCUGUUGAUGCGUUUAGUUGACGGCGAGAUGAGCCUCAAAACAGUCGAGGUAACACCCUUUGAGUUCCAGAAAUUACUAUUCUGCCGCGUGGCCGUCCACGGCAAAAGGAUUUAUGCAGAGAGGGUGAAAACAUUGCAACAAGGGCGUUUCAAUGGCCGUUUAGGGUGGGAGCAAGAUGGAGAUGGCGAGGAAAAAGCUUCUUUAUUGAGUGGCUCUUCAACCGUCUAUUAA
Molecule: messenger RNA, 1410 nt
Organism: Fusarium sp. VM40
Lineage: Eukaryota; Fungi; Ascomycota; Sordariomycetes; Hypocreales; Nectriaceae
Source: the annotation of a GenBank genome assembly